AUGGAUGUUCAUCGUACCGGAAUGGGUGCUCCUCGCGAAACGAAGCGAACGCAAGCAAGGACACGCUCGGCGUACCGUCGGUACAGAGCGUUUCCAGCACCCAUCCGGAGCCCGCGGAUGGCAGAGGUAAUAUCUUCGGAUGUCUUCACAGAUCUUGGCUCGGGCAUCGGCAACGUGGCUGUGCAGGUUUACGCGAACACGCCGAUGAGGCGCGUUCGGGGAAUCGAGUUCGUGAAGGAACGGCAUAACGAUGCGGUGAGGCACGCGGAGGAGUUCAAGCGCACGCACCAGGUUGACAAGGACAAAGAGAUCCUUCUGGUGAACGGCGACGUUUGCAAGGAAGACUGGUCUGAUUCGACCAUCGUCUUCUCCUCGUCCACUUGCUUCGACGACCGCGCGAUGGAGUGUCUCCGGCGCAACUGCGAGGAGAACCCGAAGCUAAGGUACCUGGUGUCCUCGCGGGAACUCCCGCCAACAACGCUGCGACCGCUCGGGGUGUUCGAGAACCUCGACACCUCCUGGUCCAUGAAGAGUGACGUCACCUACUGGGUGUACAGCAACGUGCCAGGCGUGAAGCUGCGUGAUGCCUAG
Messenger RNA from Symbiodinium natans, 591 nucleotides. NCBI's taxonomy places the organism in Eukaryota, Dinophyceae, Suessiales, Symbiodiniaceae. The record is from the annotation of a GenBank genome assembly.